This is a messenger RNA of Malus domestica (apple), 2038 nucleotides long. RefSeq names its product inositol-tetrakisphosphate 1-kinase 4-like. Gene Ontology annotation, molecular function: inositol-1,3,4-trisphosphate 6-kinase activity; magnesium ion binding; inositol-3,4,5,6-tetrakisphosphate 1-kinase activity. The record is from RefSeq and is a predicted model, not a curated record. Gene Ontology annotation, cellular component: cytoplasm. NCBI's taxonomy places the organism in Eukaryota, Viridiplantae, Streptophyta, Magnoliopsida, Rosales, Rosaceae. Gene Ontology annotation, biological process: inositol trisphosphate metabolic process.
CUCAUUUUACUCUCACUGUAGCACGAACACCAUUCCCACAACCCACUCGCGCACGCGCACGCGUCCGCGUGGAGCAUCUGAUCCGUUCGUUAACUAGUCUCCGCAGUAGGAUCCACCUCACACGACGCCAUUCGCGCAUCUAUAUAUAGUCGCGUGCAGACGCCCAUUUUAUAUAUAUACAAGAGAUAAAACCUUGGUCUGAGACAGGGACAAGCAAACCAAUUGUUCCUCACUCCAAUCUAUCUAUAUCUGUCCGUCCCUGUUCUUCCCGCUUCCGGAUUCGUAUUUGGAUUUUCAUUUCCUGGAAAAGAUUGGGAAUUUGAAACGCGUGAAUCGAUUUCUGAAUUGGGGUUCUUUCUGAUUUUGAUUUGGUGCCGAAAUGAGGCUGAACGGCGAGCUUCCUCCGUGCUACGACGGAAGAGCGGAGGGGGAGGAGAAUGGAGAAAAUGAGAGAGAAUUGAAUUCAAUCGGCAGCGUUGGGAUUUCUCUGCCGCCAAAACUCGUCGUCGGGUACGCCUUGACCUCCAAGAAGAAGAAGAGCUUCUUGCAGCCCAAACUCGUUGUCUUGGCUAGGAAUAAGGGGAUCUUCUUCAUUGCAAUUGAUGUAAACAAGCCACUUUCAGAUCAAGGACCCUUUGAUGUUGUUUUGCAUAAGUUGUCGGGAAAAGAGUGGUCCGAGGUUAUUGAGGAUUACAGACAAAAACAUCCAGAAGUAACUGUUCUUGAUCCCCCAAAUUCAGUAGAACAUCUAUACAACCGCCAGUCCAUGCUUCAGGAAGUGGCUGAUCUAAACUUGUCUGAUUGCUAUGGCAAGGUUGGUGUUCCAAAGCAGUUGAUUGUCACUAAAGAUCCAUCAUCUAUUCCAAAUGAAGUUGAUAAAGCUGGGCUAAAAUUGCCUCUGGGUAGAGUUACUUUAUCCUUCUUCUCGUGUGUUUUGGUUGUCAAACCACUGGUUGUGGAUGGUAGUGCCAAGUCACAUGAACUAUUUCUUGCUUACGACCAAUGCUCCCUCUCAGAACUCGAACCUCCCUUGGUCCUGCAGGAGUUUGUAAAUCACGGUGGUGUUCUCUUUAAAGUUUAUAUCGUUGGGGAAGCCAUAAAGGUUGUAAGGCGUUUCUCUCUUCCCAAUAUCAGUAAACGUGAACUAGAAAAGCUUGCUGGUGUCUUCCGUUUCCCAAGGGUUUCAUGUGCUGCGGCUUCAGCAGACGAUGCAGACCUUGACCCUAGUGUUGCUGAACUUCCUCAACGGCCUUUGUUAGAGAACCUUGCAAGGGAGCUCCGCCAACGAUUGGGCCUUCGGCUAUUCAAUGUUGAUAUGAUUCGAGAGCAUGGGACAAAGGAUGUUUUUUAUGUCAUUGACAUCAACUACUUUCCAGGUUACGGCAAAAUGCCAGACUACGAGCACAUAUUUACAGAUUUCCUACUAAGCCUUGUGCAGAGCCAGCAUAAGAAAAGACUCGCUGCGUAACCAGUGCAAGUACCCACUGUAUAUGAUGUUUCGCGCAGACAGAUGUAGGCCUCCUUGGAAUUUGAGGACAUUCGCAUCUUGCUUUGGCGUCUUUAAUUACCGAUUGGUACGAAAUGCCCCUUGCUCAAGUAACACUCCCCUGUACAGAAGGUUCUUGCUGUCCAAGGCCUAUAAAAACUUGUGAUAUUUUAUGUUGUUGCUGGGCUUAGAAGUAUCAAAUGUCUCUCCUGUACGUGUAAAAUUCGAUUUCAUGUGGGGCAUUUCUCGUAAAGGAUUCGGCCUGGCGACACCACCCCAUCUACCGGAACUGUCUGUGUUAUAAAGCAAAAUUCAAUAACAGACGAAUAAGAGAAGCUGCGUUGUCAUCUCCUUCUACUCUUCGUCCGAAAAUUUACUUUCCGAUUCGAGUCAAUUAAUUAGAUGUUUUCUCAUGCCAUUGCCCCUCUUCCCACUCCCACUUCUCUGUCACUAGGUUUCUUACAUGAAUUUGGUAUAUAAUACUUGUACUUUACUGAUUGAUUUUUGAAGUGGAAAAGAUUUGGAAAUUUGAUUAACAUGAUCAGAAUUCAA